AUGGCCUCCGCACUCCUCCGUCGUCAGCUAGGGCGGUCAACCCGUAACAUUGCCAGGCGUCAUAUCUCGACGACUAGCCCGGUUCUCGCGACUACGACCAGCUCUGGUGCAGAUACUUCGGGGGUUCCAGCUGGAGGGACUAAAGAUGUGUUCAGCUCGCAUACAGUGGAGGACUUGCACGGUAUGCCCGCGCACGAGAUCCUGAAAGAGACGGGUUCAAGAACAGAGAGACAGAUGAGGCAUUUUACUGUACAAACUUGCGUGAAUAGCCCCCAGCACCCAGCCGCUCACGGCGUGCUCCGUUUGAUCCUUGAGUUGAAUGGAGAAGAGAUUCUUCGUGCAGACCCGCAUGUCGGUUUGCUUCACCGCGGGACGGAGAAACUUAUUGAGUACAAGACUUACAUUCAAGCUUUACCAUAUUUCGAUCGCUUAGACUAUGUAUCGAUGAUGACGAACGAACUUUGUUAUUCCUUGGCUGUGGAGAAGCUCCUGAACAUCGAAGUUCCUGAGCGUGCAAAGUGGAUUCGUACUAUGUUCGGGGAGAUCACUCGAAUCCUGAACCAUUUGAUGGCUGUCCUUUCGCAUGCCAUGGACGUCGGUGCACUGACGCCUUUCCUGUGGGGUUUUGAGGAGCGUGAAAAGCUCAUGGAGUUCUACGAGCGUGUGUCUGGUGCUCGUCUGCAUGCUGCAUACGUCCGCCCAGGCGGUGUCGCGUUUGAUAUUCCGCAUGGACUUCUGAAUGACAUCUUCCAAUGGGCCACCCAGUUUGGCUCUCGUGUCGAUGAAAUCGAGGAAGUCAUCACCGGAAACCGAAUCUGGAAGGAGCGCACAAUCGGCAUCGGCAAGGUCACCGCCAAACAGGCCAUGGAUUACAGCUUUUCUGGUGUCAUGCUUCGAGGAAGCGGAGUUCCGUGGGAUUUGAGGAAGGUCGCGCCGUACGACAAGUACGAUGAGGUUGAGUUUGAUGUGCCCGUCGGCAAGAACGGCGACUGCUAUGAUCGCUACCUCUGUCGCGUCCAGGAAUUCCGAGAGAGUUUGCGUAUUAUUCACCAGUGUCUGAACAAAAUGCCGACCGGUGCUAUCAAGGUUGACGACCAUAAGCUUGUACCCCCUCCUCGGGCCAUGAUGAAGGAGAGUAUGGAGUCCCUUAUCCACCAUUUCAAGCUUUUCAGCGAAGGCUACUCCGUGCCACCCGGUGAGACGUACUCUGCCAUCGAAGCUCCGAAAGGAGAGAUGGGUGUUUACCUCGUCUCGGACGGCACGAAUCGUCCGUACCGGUGUAGUAUCCGUGCCCCCGGUUUCGCUCAUUUGGCUGGUGCGGAUAUGAUGAUGCGGAGUAAGUUUUGUCACUACAUCGCCGAUGCUGUCGCUAUCAUUGGAACUAUGGUAAGUCGUCGUUAUUAUCGUCGCCCUGCAGGGUUUACUGAGUGCUGCAUCAGGAUCUCGUGUUCGGGUAAGUGGCUUUCCAUAGCGGAUCUUGCGGAUAAUGAUAUCUUCCUGGAACAUGUGUACUGA
This is a messenger RNA of Gloeophyllum trabeum ATCC 11539, 1515 nucleotides long. RefSeq lists its product as uncharacterized. Gene Ontology annotation, biological process: mitochondrial electron transport, NADH to ubiquinone. Bases 1 to 1515 code for a protein of 504 amino acids. The record is from RefSeq and is a predicted model, not a curated record. Gene Ontology annotation, molecular function: NAD binding; quinone binding; NADH dehydrogenase (ubiquinone) activity. NCBI's taxonomy places the organism in Eukaryota, Fungi, Basidiomycota, Agaricomycetes, Gloeophyllales, Gloeophyllaceae. The transcript has 10 exons.